This is a messenger RNA of Funneliformis geosporum, 1632 nucleotides long. NCBI's taxonomy places the organism in Eukaryota, Fungi, Glomeromycota, Glomeromycetes, Glomerales, Glomeraceae. The record is from the annotation of a GenBank genome assembly.
AUGGUUAGUGAAGAAAUUAAAGAUAAAGAGGAAAAACUUUCCUCCAAAGAUUUUCCGCAAAACACUUUGGGCCAUCGAUUUCCUAAUUUCCAAAGUUUUUACAAAGCGUUAACACCAAGUUUAGGAUUUGUAGUUCUCAAAAUUAUCACUAAGGUAGAAGAAGAUCCCAAAGGAAUUUUAACAACGUUUAUUGCUCGGGUUUUUUAUUUUAAAUUUAGAAACCGAGAAUAUGUUGGUGAAGAAAGAGAAUUUGUAGAUGAGUUUUUGGCUGAAUUAUCUGCUAUAAUUGCUGAAAUUCGGAGAAAAGAAACAGAAAUUCGAAAAGGUCAAAUUAGUGAUAAAGGUGGCAAAACUUCUAGCGGAGACACUCAAAAUUAUCAAGUUUUAAGUAAAGAGUUAACUGAUAAAAGAAUUCAACAAGGUGCUACUUCUACUUUUGACCAAAAAGGAACUAGUGCUACUAUUAAUUACAAAGGAACUGAUUAUGCUCCAUUAGGAAGAAUUAUUAAUUCUUUAAAUAAAGCCUUAAAAAUCUAUCACGAAGAAAACGAGGAAGAAUAUAGCAAAUUACCGGACACUUCUAACCGGAAGCCCCGGGUCGCUAUCCGAGUUAAACAUGGUGAAAAUUUGCUUAAAGCCUAUCAAAAAGAAAUCAAAAGGGGCGGAGAUUUUAAACUAAUUACCAAAGAUGAAUUCAUGGCCAGAAUUAGAGGAGAAAGAGCAGGAUUUGUUAAAGUAGUUGGCGGAGAAAAACCAUCGCAAUUAAUUAUUGGUUUAAUGGGAGACCCCGGAUUAGGAAAGACUUAUAUUUGUCAAGCAAUUGGUAAAGCCUUAGGUACUGGAUAUUACCGAAUUUCUUUAAAUGGAAAAAAUUCUUCUUCAAUUAUUUACGGAAGUCCGAUUGAUAAUCCCGGAGCAGAAAUGGGAGGAAUUGUUAAGGCGAUUAGUGAAAACAAAAGCCAAUUUCCCGUAGUAUUUUUUGAUGAAAUAGAAAAAGCGGGCAAAGAAGCUAAAGAUGCUAUUGCCGAACCGACUGAUAUAACUGGAAAUAAAGAAUUUAAGGAUGUUCUUUAUGAUUUUAUUACUCCUUGUGAUAAUCUAAUUUUUUUCUGUGCCUUGAACUACCUAGAAGAAUUACAAGACUUUAUUCGCGACAGAUUUGCGAUGAUUGAAGUAGAACCCCCGUCAUAUCAACAAAGAAUAAAAAUAUUGAGAGCUUUGUUAAUGGCUUCAUUGAAAAAAUUUGAAGAACCUUUUAAUGGAAUUUGGCAUAAAACUUGGGAAGAGAUUUAUAAUAUUUUAAAUCAAGAAGCAUUGUUAAAAAGGGCUUUGACUAAAACCAUGAGUAUUCGAGGUGCUAAAAGUAAUAUUGCGAAGGAUAAUGAUGUUGGAGAUAAGCGGAGAGGUAGAUUACCUUGUCCUCGUGGUGAAGAAAAACAAAAAAACGGAACUUCUGACAAAGCACAUAGACCAAGUUGCAAAUGUUUUAUGAAUAAUUUAGACAGAGUUCCGGAACAUACGCCGUUAGAAAUAAAAUUGGCAGGAAAAUUAAUUUAUAAGACUAAUGCUGCUAGAUUUGCAGAAUUAAAAAUUAUUAGAAAAGAGAAUAGUUUUCAUAUUGAAGAAAACUAA